Cyprinus carpio (common carp) is the source of this 4134-nucleotide messenger RNA. Its product is annotated as cell surface glycoprotein MUC18. Gene Ontology annotation, cellular component: plasma membrane. Gene Ontology annotation, biological process: angiogenesis. NCBI's taxonomy places the organism in Eukaryota, Metazoa, Chordata, Actinopteri, Cypriniformes, Cyprinidae. The record is from RefSeq and is a predicted model, not a curated record.
UGUGCAACUCGACUCCAUCUCCCUCCCUCUGUCGCGCUCCUCCUGCCCAAAACCGCCGAGCUCCUCUAGUGCGCUUCAUUCAGAUGGAUAACUUCAGAAGCAUGGCUCUGCCAAACACUUCACUUUUACUUGUUCUUCAAAUGUGCGCUCUUGCUUGGCAAGCUUGGGCGCUAGUGGAUCUGAGGAUGGAGGACACUAUAGAGGUUUCCAUGGAUAAUUCUACAGAGAUCCCCUGCCUGUACACCUUCACCGAGGAGCCCAAGAUGGUUAUGGUCCAGUGGUUUGUGCGGGAACGUGAAGGUCACCGGGUUAGGAUCUCCUACAGUGACCUGACCAUGCAGAAGGUGGACGAGGACACCAGCUACAGCAAUCGUAUCAGUGUGCGAUCAAACAGUGAUGGAGAAACUCUGACCAUUCAUGACGUUAAGCUGGCUGAUGAAAGAGAGUUUUUCUGUCAGGUCAGUGGUUUGUCAGCGGGAAAUGGAGAGGGCAGGACUUUCUUGAAGGUUUUUGACCCCCCAGAGCCUCCUGUCAUUGAAGGUGUCCUCUCUGGAGUUUCUGUGUCCGGUGACUCCCCACUUAAGAUUGCAUCUUGUGAGACCAGAGAAGGCUUUCCCAAGCCAAACAUCACAUGGUACCGUGAUCACAUCCCCAUCCACCCCACUAGUGGCUUGGCGAACGUGGUAACGCUAGUGACGAAGGAAUCCAGUGGUCUAUAUACAGUGCAGAGUGAACUGCAUUAUAAGGUGACCAAGGAAGUCAAAGACGCCCACUUUUCCUGUGAAGUCAGCUAUUUUGUCCCAGGAGCUGUCAGGACAUUGAAGUCCAAAGACAUCAAUAUUACAGUUCAUUACCGCACGACCAGCGUGGAGAUAUGGAAAGAAUCGCCUGAGGGCUCGGUCAAAGAGGGGGACACAGUGGAGAUCCGUUGUCAAGGCGAUGGGAACCCCCCAGCACCCAUCAUUUUCAACCGAGAACAAUCAGAUGUGGAGCUGGAUUCCUCUCAGGGGCUGCUGGUUCUGAAGGAAGUGUCUCGUGCAGAUAGCGGUGUGUAUGAAUGUCACUCUCUGGACGUGGAUGAGGUGGUGGACACCCUACAGCUCACUGUGCACUAUCUGGACCCAGCUGUGGUGGUGCCCAAAGACUCCGAGGUCAUGCUGAAAGGAGAGAGUCUGACAGCCACCUGCAAUGCCCUGUCGUCUUUAGAGACGUCUACUGUAUGGUUUAAGAAUGGGACUGUGGUUGGAAGGGGACACAUAAUGCAUCUGCAGGAUGCCACGUUUGACACAGCUGGACAGUAUGACUGUGAGGUGACUGUACCAUCUCUUCCAGGCCUGCUGACCAGCGGUUCUGUCCAUAUCAUCGUACAAGGCGCCCCUCAGAUAAAGGAUGCGGACCGAGAGAUUAAACUGACGGAGAAAGUCGGUGGUUGGGUGAAUUUGAGCUGUGAGGUGAGAGGUUACCCUAGACCCGCCAUCACCUGGAGCAUCACUGGCAGUCAGUCUCAGAGCUGGCGUGAGGUGGAUAAAAGAGAGACGGAGGAUCAAGUCCACAGUGUUGUGAUGCUUAAAGUUACCACUCACACUGUUGCUGUCUGCAAUUCAACAAAUGACUUUGGAAUAGAGACCAAGACGUACAGCAUCAGGAGCAUUCCAUUCUCCCAGACUCCAACAGCAAGAAAAACUUCAGCUGAUAACAGUGGAGUGAUUAUUGUGGUGAUCAUUGUCAGCAUCCUGUUGCUGGCCGUCCUGGGCAGUGUCUUCUACUUCCUGUAUAAAAAGGGCAAGUUACCCUGUGGACGCUCAGGCAAGCAAGAAAUCAUUAAUGCCUACAGCACCAAGGAAAAGACUAACAAAGAUGACAUCGUAGUAGAGAUGAAGGCAAAAAAGACAGAGGAGUCCAUGCUAUUGAAGAGCGCCAAUGGGGAAAAGAAACCUCCCAAUGACCAGAACAGCACCCUUAGCUCAUAAGUGAAGACUUGUGGGCGACUAAAGAUGGCGUCUGUACCUCCCUUCUGACCCAACAAUCAAGUCUUAAGAGCUGGAGGACCUCUUGUGGAGCAGCCACCUCCUCUGGAUAAAGUGGACUGUACUUUUGUAUCCCGUGUGUGAGCAGCAGUAUCCAUGCUUGGAUAAAUGGGACACAAGUGAUAAAGGAAGAUUGUUCUCUGUUUUCUACUGUUCUCUAUUGUUUUUCUUCAACCAUCGGCCGAUUUCAAGAUCACAAGCUUCAUCCAUUAAACACAAGCAAAAUGAAUUACUGAGUAAAAACAUUAUUACACAUUGUCUACAUCUAAUGUGAGCACCACGUUGCAUCAAAAACUAAGAGAGCUGCAGGGAUGACAUUUUUUGUAGGCCAAAGUUUGGAAACGAAAUAGCAUUUCCAUCAUUCUGAAAUCUAUGUUUUUUUUUUUAAUGUGUUAAUUGGUUAACUGUCUGAAAUAGGGUCUGUGGUUAAUGCAAGCUCAGGAUAUUUUGAUGGUUUAUUCUAUGACAUAAAAUACAGAAACCCAAAAGUCGAUGGAAAAAUCCUGUUGGCUUUUGGUCAAGGAAACCAGGGUGAUGCUUACUUCCGAGUCGGCCUACAAAAAAUAUGUCAAGCACACAUUAAUGCAUAGAUUUAAUGUGACCUUUUGCAUAAAAAUGGGUUUACAAAUGGAUUCAUUCUGCUUGUUUCACAAAUGUCCUUUUUAGACAUCAAAAAUGUAUAUAUUAUAAAUAUGUUUAGCGAUUGAUCCUACUUGUGACCUUAUUCGUUCCAGAUGUGCUUUUCUAAGCUCUGUUCAGAAAAUAUUUUGUUUUAUUUUUAAGUCCUUUAAUUAUGCUGCAGAAAGCAUAUUUUAUUUUCUUUUUUCUACACACAGCGAAAAAGUUUAUUUUGUUUUAUAUGUAUAUGAGACACUUAGCCGUCUCCUGAUAUUCCCGAAAAUCCCAAUGGACCAAAUAAUAAAUGCAAAUUCAGUUUGAAAGGCUGUUCAUUCCAUAAAGGCAUUGAGAAUAACAGAUGUGUAGUCUUCAUAAACACACAGCCCUUCACGAUAUUAAGAAACCCAAUCUAACCUGGAUAACCGAAUAAACAUGACCCCAGCAUUCAGUCAAUAAUACUGAGCUGACAUUUAAUAGUGUGUGUACGGUCCAACUCAAACUACUGCAGAGCUCAUGUACUGUUUGUAAAUAGUUGUAGGGAAGGACAUUGUAGCUCAAUGUGUUGACUGCUGAGGGGAAUCGCAGCUCCCUCUGUUUCUGCCUCAACUGCAGUGCCUGCGGAAAUGUGUCUUCAUUCACAUCAAUGCUAGUUACACUGAAACCUUUGUGUUGUCUUGUUUGUUUCGCGCAUGUCUUUGUAUUUGGUGAAGGGAAAGUUUUGUUGUUUUCAUAAAUGCCAUGACUAAUAAUACUUUUUAUGAAGAGAAGCAGUACGUUUUAGCCUAAAAACCUAUGGCUCCAUUACAAUUUUUGAGACCUGUCAUUUAUUCAUUAAUGUGAUUUGUUCUAAUGUGCAGAGUUUUCUUGUUUCAUGUUCUUGAAUGUGGCUUUGGCUUUUACUUUUGGUCAAUAAAGACGUGACACAUGUUAUCUACAUCAGUGCUUGAGGAAGCCGAACUCUAAUAACCUCAGGACUAUUGUUAAAACACUAAACCACACUUGGACAAUUCAUAUUUAAUUAUAGCUCUGCUCAUGCAUUCUUCUCAUGUUGUAUUAUGCUUAAAUUUCUUUGAAAAAGUUUAAAAAGUUGGCUGAUUUUGUCUUUUUGUGUUCAGCUUAUUUUCCUCUACAAGUCAUGUUCACUUAACAACCUUUUGCAUUUAUUAAAAUAUUUGUUCAUUGUUUAACAAUCUGUCCAUUGUCUAAAUAUUAGUGUGAGCCAUUUGAGACUGUCAGAACCCUGUCGAAUCACUGCAUACUACACUGGCACCUUUCCCUGCUUGUCCUCGUGAGCGUAUUAUGUUGUAAUAGCGCAAACUAUCAUUCUCAUUGUAGAUUGUUCGCAAACACAGUUACGCAAUGUGUUAUGUUCGAUUUCACUUGUGGUUGUAAAUUAAGUACUUGUGGUUUGAUGCGUUUGAUGCUUGCAUUUCUUUUUCUUUUCUUUUAUAUCAUUUUUGGCCAAAAAAUAAAGAUAUGUUACAUUCAA